Bubalus bubalis (water buffalo) is the source of this 695-nucleotide messenger RNA. RefSeq lists its product as uncharacterized. Bases 1 to 663 code for a protein of 220 amino acids. Lineage: Eukaryota; Metazoa; Chordata; Mammalia; Artiodactyla; Bovidae. The transcript has 2 exons. The record is from RefSeq and is a predicted model, not a curated record.
AUGGCAGCCACGUGCGGACUCAGAAGCCCAAGGCCACGGCCCGCACUCACCUGUGCCGCAGCGCGCCAGCCAGCUGCGCCAAAAGCUAGAAGCAGGGACGCAGCGCAGCACGGAGGGCCGGACUUUUCAAUUUGCGCGGGAUGGCCCGAGACUCCGCCCAGAAGAAGUGACGUCACCUCCUCUGCGACGUCUGCUCCGCUUCCCACGGCUCCCCGCUUCCUGCCUGAGUCACCAGGUCCUGGCCACCUGGAUACCUGCAUCCACCACCGCAGUCAGCCCCUGGACUCCGAAGCGUCCUUAUGGAGGAUGAGCGGAGCUGGCUCAGCUGCCUUACAGGGCAUGGCUCCCGGAACGCGCGUUGAGCUCCUUUCGCAGGCUGAUGGAGUCGUGGAUCUCUCCCAAUUGCGGCCUCAGGUCCAGGCGCUGAAGCUGGGAGAACGCCGCCCUGUGUUUAUGUUGAGGUUUCUAAACUUAAAAAGGGUCCUGGCUGGAACUGUCCCUAGUGCUUGUGUUGUGCUGCUUACCCUGGCUCUUAACAGGCGCUGCACGUGGUUCCAGGGACACAGUGAUCUAUCCUGGAGAAUGUUCCAUGUACACUUGAGAAGAAUGUGUAUUCUGCUGAUUUGGGAUGGGAUGAAGUAUGUAUGUAUUAAGUCUACAUGAUCUAAUACCAUUUGAGUCUAAUGUUUCUACAU